AUGACUGCCGCAGGACGAAAACGUUUACUCGAUGAGGUUCAGAGUUAUCCAAAAAGAAGAAAAAAUGGACCCGAUCCGUUCACCAUAUCAAAAGAUGAUGGCGGAACACGUGAAUCUCCAAUCGUCCCAGAUCCUCAUGAGACGAUCAGAAAUGACACCACCACACAGCCAGAUAUUGUAGACUCAAUAUCUUCCAACGAGGUCGAAGACAUACUGCGACUCGACCUCGGAACUAAAGAAGGAUUAUCUCGCACUGAGGCCUUCGGUGCGUUUCUCAACGCGGCUCUAUCUGACAGGACCUCCUCAACCAGAAGAUCGCGCCCAAGGCAGCCACGAUUUCCAGGUGUCACCGAGAAUACGUCCAUGACAAACCUCGAACGUGCAACGGAGUGUCUGAGCACGCUUGCGCAGACAUUUAGCUCAGCCCAACGGAUGGACUUCGACUUUGAGAGGCUAACAAAAGAGGCCCCAACUAACGGGGAUGGUGGGAAAGGAAAAUCACAAUGGUCACCUCUUCAUUUUGCGGCUCAGAGAGGUAGUGCCAGAUUGUGUCAAGCGCUUUUGGACAAAGACGCAUUUAUAGACGCCAGGGAAGACGACUCCUGGACACCCCUGAUGCUAGCGGCUCAGAACGGUCAUUAUGAUGCGUGCUGUACCCUGAUCGAGCGCGGAGCCGAUGUCAAUGCAGUUGCAGAGGACUCCCAUACAGCGUUACUGCAAGCUGUCGCGACUGAGAAGAUCGAAGUCGUCCAGCUCCUGCUCAGCCAUGGGGCUGAUAUAAGAGCACAUUUGAAAGGCCACAGUUGCGUUGAAAUGGCAGCCUACCAUUCGAACCCAGACCUCCUUCGAUUAUUGAUUCAGCAUGAUCGUGGUAGUGUGAAUGCCCCUGGUGACCGACAAUGGACCCCACUUCACUUCACCGCUCAGUUCGAUAAGGAGCAUACCCUAGAAACGGCACAGAUACUCAUAGACGCUGAUGCCAAUGUUAAUUCUCGUGCCGACCUGGGAGUUACGCCUCUUUUCCUGGCUGUUCAAUCGAAUCGGCUCGACUUGGUUAAACUCCUUGUCGACAAAGGCGCUGAGAUUAACGUGUGCACCGAACGAGAUAUUACCCCGCUGGAAAGAGCAAUAGGCAAUUCUAACAUUUCUAUUAUUGAUUUCCUCAUCGACCAAGGAGCCUGGACAGAUCACGUGGAUAGAAGAGGUUUCAAUAUCGUUCAUAUUGGAGCGAUGCAAGGGGAUGUGGCUGUUCUAGAGAGAGUUCUCAAGACAGGUGCCGAUAUAGAGGCGUCUUCGACUGACGGGAAGAAACUUCGGCCGAUACAUGUCGCCAUCAAUAACGACAAUGAAGAGAUCGCGUUGACUCUAUUAGAACAUGGAGCGCAGCCGUGA
Aspergillus welwitschiae is the source of this 1392-nucleotide messenger RNA. RefSeq names its product ankyrin repeat domain-containing protein. The coding region runs from base 1 to 1392 and encodes 463 amino acids. The transcript is spliced from 2 exons. Lineage: Eukaryota; Fungi; Ascomycota; Eurotiomycetes; Eurotiales; Aspergillaceae. The record is from RefSeq and is a predicted model, not a curated record. Gene Ontology annotation, molecular function: protein binding.